This is a messenger RNA of Camellia sinensis, 1813 nucleotides long. Its product is annotated as UDP-glycosyltransferase 91A1. Gene Ontology annotation, molecular function: UDP-glycosyltransferase activity. NCBI's taxonomy places the organism in Eukaryota, Viridiplantae, Streptophyta, Magnoliopsida, Ericales, Theaceae. The record is from RefSeq and is a predicted model, not a curated record.
AACAUAUAUAACACAUACAACUAAUGUUCGGUUGUAGAACAGGCUAACAGGUGAUGCAUAAUGCUCGAACUAGCAAUCACCCUAUCUAGCUUGCUUGUUUCCCAUCAAGUGGUAGACACUCGGCCAGUCGUCUACUAACCAGUUCCGAACAUGGAGUCCAUGCCUAAACCAUCCAUGGAAAGUGACGAUAAGCUACACAUAGUUAUGCUCCCAUGGUUAGCCUUUGGUCACAUGAUUCCUUUCCUAGAGCUUUCCAAGCUCAUAGCUCAAAAGGGUCACACAGUAUCCUUUGUAUCCACUCCUAGAAACAUCGACAGACUCCCAAAAAUGCCUCCAAAUCUGGCCCCUCUCAUCAAUCUAGUGACGCUUCAAUUGCCUCAGGUCGAAAAACUCCCCAAAAACGCUGAGUCCACCACCGAUCUUCCCUAUGACAAGGUCAAGUAUCUGAAGAUGGCCUACGAUCAACUCCAACAACCCAUGACUCAGCUUCUAGCAGAUAUGGCUCCCGAUUGGGUGAUUUACGAUUUCGCACCUUAUUGGCUAGGCCCUGUUGCUGCCAAACUUGGCAUUUCUAGAGUCUGCUUCAGCAUCUUCAUUGCCGCUUCGUUGUGCUUUGCUGGUCCCAUACCAGUCUUGAAGGGCGAAGAUGAUCGUACAACGCCCGAGGACUUCACUGUUACACCCAAAUGGAUCCCCUUUAAAUCUAACAUCGCAUGCUUUCGGCUCUUUGAGGUUAAGCGUAUCUUUGACGACGUAGCCAGUGUCGAUGAGGAAAACAUUCCCGGUACAUAUCGGUUUGGAGCAGGCAUCGAAGCUUGUGACGUGUUGGCUGUGAGAAGCUCUUAUGAGUUCGAACCCGAAUGGUUAAAACUUCUUCAACAGAUUCACCAGAAGCCGAUUAUACCUAUCGGUCUACUUCCCACCACGGCGUAUGAUAGUAGUGACAACGGGGAAGCUUGGACGGAGAUUAAAGAGUGGCUUGACAAGCAAUCUAAGAGGUCGGUUGUCUACGUUGCAUUCGGGAGCGAAGCAAAGCCAAAUCAAGCCGAACUCACUGAGAUAGCUCUCGGGUUAGAGCUAUCUGAGUUUCCAUUUUUUUGGGUUCUGAGGAAUCGGCGUGGUGUGGCUGAUACUGAGGUGAUCGAGUUACCAAACGGGUUUGAGGAGAGAACUAAGGAACGCGGUGUAGUUUGCACCAGUUGGGCACCUCAACUCAAGAUACUGAGUCAUGACUCGGUGGGUGGGUUCUUGUCUCACGCUGGGUUGAGUUCAGUUGUUGAGGCUAUACAGUUCAAGAAGCCACUCAUUUUGUUGUCUUCCCUGGCGGACACAGGGUUGAUCGCUAGGCUUUUGGAAGAGAGGAGAAUGGCAUACUUGAUACCGAGAGAGGAGCAAGACGGGUCGUUCACGAGAGGCUCGGUGGCCGACUCACUGAGACUAGUGAUAGUUGAGGAUGAAGGCAGGAUUUACCGGGAGAAGGUUAAAGAGAUGAGUGGGUUGCUUGUUGACGAUGCUGUACAAGAUAAGUACGUUAAUAAUUUUUUGGAUUAUCUCAAAAAGCAUAAACAGUGAGCUUAAUAAGAAGAAAAAUGAAGCUAAGAUUGGUGCCCAGAAACAUGUUAGAAGUGAAUAGGCAAUCAAAAAAUUAUUUUCAAAGUUAUUUCGAAAUUUAUUUGUGUAAACUAUGUUUUGCUUUGUGGCUGCUUCUUGAAUAUUGGUCUGGUUUGUAUUGCUUUUGCUAUCUGUAAUGUUUUGCUUUCUAAUUUGUAUUUGUUGAGAAUAUAAAUAAAGACAAAUUACAUCAUUUUAGUUA